Molecule: messenger RNA, 879 nt
Organism: Cylindrotheca closterium
Lineage: Eukaryota; Bacillariophyta; Bacillariophyceae; Bacillariales; Bacillariaceae
Source: the annotation of a GenBank genome assembly
AUGAGCAGAGCAGCUUAUUUUGAAACGAACAAGCGAACUGUUAAGUCAAACAUCAUGCUUAAGUUUGUGACGAAAGAGAUGGAUAUCAAGCUUCUAGGUGAAGCCAAUUUCACAACUACUCUUGAAGAUCCAAUCAAACUCUUGAAACGUAUUGAACGAUUCAUGAAGAAGAGUGCUGAUGCGGAGUAUGACUUCUUAGAUUUCUGAACAGCUCCUUUGAUGCUGGAUCUUCAGAUGAACUAUUGCAGGGAAGUGGAUUAUUAUCCAAAGACGGUCAGCAAAGCACAAGAUAUGUUGAAGAUUCACAUGGAUGUGAUUAAGAAUCCGGGAGUGAACCUCUACCAAGGAAAAGACCAGCCAAAUAAAGGUAAAGGUGAAGGCGAAGGUAAAGGUAAACCAAAGGCUGGAAAGAAGAAGGCAGCAUGUCAUGUAUGUGGCAGCGAGGACCAUAUGUCUCCAAAAUGCCCAGACAGACUGCUACCAGCGAUUCAAUGGAAAAAGCUGGAUCAAUAUGUUGAUUACGGAAAGAAGCUCAAUCUUAAUCAGAUUGGAGCAACAGUCAAGGUUACAGUCCCAGCUACAGUUCCAGCUACAGUUCCUGGAGCUUCUCCAGUGACAAGUAUUAUCACAAGUGGAGGAUCGAGUGUUGCGGGAAGCGUUAACACACCUUUGCGACUUGCUGGUACUACAGGUAAUCAAAUGAUGCAAGUUCCUGCGGGAAUGCAGCUCAUGCAGAUUCCAACUCAAGGUGGCGGCGCUGUGACUGUCCCUUACUCAAUGAAUGCUAAUGGUGAGAUUGCGUUCAGUGGAAUGCAACUCAGCCAACAAGGCUUCAGUGGUGCUCAAGUGCGCCAAGGAUUUGAUGCAACUCAAGCUUGA